Messenger RNA from Ostreobium quekettii, 638 nucleotides. The record is from the annotation of a GenBank genome assembly. Lineage: Eukaryota; Viridiplantae; Chlorophyta; Ulvophyceae; Bryopsidales; Ostreobiaceae.
GUGCGGAGAAGCAGGAUUGGGGGGAGCUCACGGGCUGGCGAAUGAUCGCGGCGGAAGUAAUGAAGGAUCUGGACAGCAGCGCGACGGCCGGCGAGACUCGGGGGAAGUCGAACGGGGGCGAGGGAGGCAGGCAGGAAGAGGAGAAGAAAUGCGAGCCGAAGAGGGACGGGAGGAGCGGAUGGGACGUCGCCAAGAACAGAAUACAGUCCGUCAUCGCAAAGUCGGGGUCCUGUUUCUACGUUGAUUUUCAGCUCCUCGACCACAUUGGGAGCGGAGCGUACGGAAGGGCUAUGAAAGCCCGACGGCGCUCGGACGGCCACCUGGUUGUCGUCAAGGAGGUGCUGAUUGGGAGGAUGAGCCAGAAGGAGAGGCUGGAAUGCAAGAACGAGGUGAAGGUGCUGGCGCACCUAAACCACCCGAACGUCGUCAAGUACUACGACUGUUACUCGGACAGCGGGAAGAUGCACAUCGUCAUGGAAUUCUGCGAGGUUAUCAUGAAUGAUCUGCCUGAUCCAUCUGAUGCAGUGCUGUGCCGGUCUUGGACGCAAAGCCUUGGCUGCUCAACUCUCGAACCGCAUCAGCGGUUCACACCAAGCUUGGUGCCAUCAAGGACUGCCGAUAAAGGUUUUGUCACUUAG